Quercus lobata is the source of this 1839-nucleotide messenger RNA. RefSeq lists its product as uncharacterized. The annotation marks the transcript as partial. The transcript has a single exon. The record is from RefSeq and is a predicted model, not a curated record. NCBI's taxonomy places the organism in Eukaryota, Viridiplantae, Streptophyta, Magnoliopsida, Fagales, Fagaceae.
AUGGGUCGUCACUGCUUCUACGUUUACUAUGAUGGGGAACAGUAUUUCCAUGACUUGCAUGGGCUGUCCUAUAAAGGCGAGUCAGUGAAGCAGAAGUUCAUUGAGUUGAAAUGGGGAACACACUUGAGAAAAAUGCACCGGAAGAUAAUGGAAGCUCUACGGUUGGACAAGGAGUCACAUAAGAUAUCCAUUGUGUACCGUGCCCCCCAGAUACUUGUGAGUACUCAGGUUGUCUACAACUCAAAUCCGUUGGGUUGCGAUGCUGACGUGGACAUGAUGUGGGCAGUGAUUAAGCGGAACCCCCAGUUCAUAGCGUCCGACUUGUAUGUAACUGUUGAGGCUGUUGGGUUCCAUGGUAGUGCAAGUUCACAGCAUGCCAGUGGGGUGGAAGAGCCACACUCAUUGUCGGUUGACGUGCAUCCUCCCUUUGCCUAUGCCACGCCUUUCUCCUACAAUAAUCAACCAUGUAGUGCGGUUGAUCAUUUGGACAACACCAAAGUGGUGGGCGCCACCAAUACACAUGAUGUGGGAGGGUCUACUCACACAUAUGAGCAUGUCCAAGCUGAUAUAGACGGGGAAAUUGAUAUUGAUGCCAGCCGAGAUGUGUAUGAAGAGUUCAUUAAUACUGAUGGACCAGUGGACGACGCGGAGGUCUUAGAUGUACCACUGAUCGAAAAUAACGAGGAGGAUUGCCUUACAAUAGUUCCUAUCCCAGAAUGGUUCACAUCAAACACAUGGGACAAUAUUAAUGACCCAUCACCUGCAUUGGGUACAGGACAUCUUACAAGUUGGCAUAAAGGUGACCACCCAGCAAGGGGGAUGCUAUUUAAGAAUAAAGCCUCUGUUCAAUAUGUGUUGACCCUCUACUCUGUGGAGCAUAAUAAGCAAUACAAGGUCAUCAAGUCUGACACCAAUAGGCUGGUAGUGCGGUGUAAGAAUGAGGCAUGUCUGUGGUCAAUUCGGGCCAAUUGCAGCAAGAAGCACGGGAUGUGGGUUAUCAGUACAUGUAAGGGUCCCCAUAGUUGCUCAUCCCUCCAGCUACCAACUGAUGGGCGGAUGAUGGAUUCAAAGUUCAUCUCCAUUGCACUUGAGAAGUAUGUACGGGAAGACCUAACCCGAAAGGUAAGGGACUUGCGUAGUAUGUUGCAUGCAAGGCAUGGGCAUGAUGUAACUAUGUACAAGGUUUGGGAAGCCAAACAGAAGGCAGUUGCACGUAUUUACGGGGAUUUUGACAAGUCGUACGCAGAAUUGCCACGAUUUCUAGCUGCAUUGUCUGAUGCAAAUCCGGAUACUGUGACCACAUUAAAGUGUGACCCCCAUGUCCCGGGGACUUGUAUAUUCAACUCCGCGUUUUGGGCUUUCGGUCCGUGUAUUAGAGGGUUCAGGCAUUGCAAGCCAGUGAUAAGCAUAGAUGCAACGCACCUCUAUGGCAAGUACAAAGGAAAGCUGUUGAUAGCAAUGGCAAUAGAUGGUAACAACGAGGUUUAUCCACUCGCAUUUGCCGUUGUCGAAAGCGAGAGCACGGAGACAUGGGGAUGGUUCUUGGCAUGCCUGUUGACCUAUGUUACAGACCGCACCAAUUUGUGUAUAAUAUCCGACAGGCAUCGUGGGAUACAAUCAUGCUUCGAUGACACCACUAGGGGCUACUUGCAACCGCCCUUAACACAUCACCGGUAUUGCCUCCGCCAUUUAGUAAGCAAUGUUAACACUAACUUCAAUAGUGUGCCGUUGAAGAACUUGGUAUGGAACGCAGCAACUGCGAAUCAAGUUAGGAAGUUUGAGAACACCAUGGAUUGCAUCAAGAAUGUCAACCCGGCUGCGUACGACUAUCUUAAGGAG